Messenger RNA from Plasmodium fragile, 2613 nucleotides. RefSeq lists its product as uncharacterized. Gene Ontology annotation, molecular function: RNA binding. The coding region runs from base 1 to 2613 and encodes 870 amino acids. NCBI's taxonomy places the organism in Eukaryota, Apicomplexa, Aconoidasida, Haemosporida, Plasmodiidae. The record is from RefSeq and is a predicted model, not a curated record. The transcript has a single exon.
AUGGUUGAACAUGGAUGCAGUCUGUUAAUAAAAAAUUUAAGCUUCCACACCAGUCCACACAAAAUCAGGCAAAUCUUCCAGAGCUUUGGUAAAGUGCGAGAUGUAUAUUUACCCCUAGAUCAUUACACAAGGAGGCCCAGAGGCUUCGGUUUUGUCGAAUAUUAUGAACCCCAGUAUGCAAAAGAAGCCAUGAACAUUUUGAACCAUUCGAAGAUAGACGGUAAUGAAAUUAAAAUAAUCAUUGCUCAGAAUAGGAGGAAGUCUCCAGAGACCAUGAAGAUGUAUCAACACCAUGCACGUGAAAGUAGGUACAGAAGACAUCCUUAUCGGAGUGACAGUAGGGGUAAAAUAAUUCUUCACACAAGCAGCGCUAGAUCAACUAGACAUGAAAGACACCAAUAUUGCCGAAGUAAGAGUCGCAUAAUGCAUAAAGAGGGCAAAAGGGAAAAAAUGGCUAGCAGAUACCGGCCUGGUAAAAGAUACUCAGACAGCGUUUCCACCUACAGCGCGUCUUCUUCGUACCGUUCGCCUUACAGCAGGGGGAGCAAUCGUCGGAGCGCUCUAAGACGACGAUGCACUCGAGGAAGAAGUCGCAAAGUGAACAGAAGCGGGAAGAGGGGCGCUGUCAGGAGUGCGAGCAGCACCACCAACUACAGUUACAGUUACAGCGAUAGCGACAGGGAUAGCAGCCGUGACAGUUACUGCACGCAGGAACGCGACAAAGGGAGAAGCAAAGUCAAAAGGAAAAACACGAAAGGGGGACAAAGAAAAGGCCAAAGGGACGCAACCAGAAAAGGAAGAAAGAGGAAGAAAAGAGAGACGUUUAGCAGAAGUGUCAGUCUCAGCAAAAGCGACGGGGAAAGCAACGGGCACAGCAAAGACGGUGGACGACCCGUAAAGGAUCCUCAAAAAGACAUCGAAGGAGGAGGCGCAAAAGAUACUGAAAAGAAUACCCCUAAAGACAUGCGAGGAAGAAUCUGUAAAAGCUACUCCACCGAGGAGGAAAACCAACCUCAGGAACAGACUCACCAUGACGCAGACUCACUCGAACGUGGCGAAGGAGUAGAAACAAGCAGAACGAAGAAACAAACAAAGUCAAGUAACAAUUGCAGUGAAGAUACAACCCUAAUCAGGGAUCCAAACGGAAAAGGAAAUUCAAAGGAGGAGCCACCACAACUGAAUUAUCAACACAGCCCAACCAAUGGACAGAAUGAAAAAGAAUAUUUGCUCGACCGAUGGGAGGAGACAAAGAAAAGCAAAGAAGCCAAGUCCGCAAGUCCCAGCAGCAACGGCCAUGUAAACUGUGAUGGAAUGACUCCAGAGGAAGAAAGAGACGAAACGUAUGCGCAAGGAGAGUCACCACCUUCAAUGAGGGUAAAUGGAAAAGGCAGCAAUAUGGACGCAAGUACAAAUAAAGGACGUGGAUCCUCGCAAGGGAUGCAGGAGGAAAGCUCCUCCCCCAGCGUGACAAAAAAAAAAAACAUAUCUCGUCCCACCAUUGCAAGUGACACAAACAACACACAGAAGGACCAUCUCCCAAGUGGUGAAAAAGAAAAUGGUAACGGAGUAGACACAAGGAGCAUAGCCAGUAGUAGUGCCAUCGAGGAGGACAAGAUGCACCUGAAGGAGGACGCGGAAUUGUGUUACUUAAGUCCAUAUGAUAACGCAAAUGGGGCAGACAACAUCCACUCUGGGGAAGACUGCAAUGGCGGGAAUGCCAACGCGUCCAGCAGGACUGGCUCGACUGACUCGACUGGCAGCACCUACAGAGGAUGCAGAACACAACACAAGGAAAGACAUGCACAUGAAGGGAACAGAAAAAAAAAAAGAAUUCAUGAGAGUCAUUCAAGUGAUAGGUCCACAACGGGGGAGAAGACAAGUGUUCGUAGUAGAUCGAGGGAGAGGAGAAGCGGGAAAAAUGCGAAUGGACACAGGAGCAUGAUGCAAAAUGGACGAAGAAACAGGAGCAGAAUAACAUUAAGUAUAAGUGAGAGUAGGACAGCGCACAGAGGUAGAAGCACCUGUGAUGAUGCGCGAGAAUCGCCAGAUGGAAAAAGGGGCGUCGCGAAGAGGAAAAGGAGCAGCAGUGGUAGAGAUCAUGAAAGUGAUGAGAGCGACACACGGAGGUUAAAACGCGCGCGCAUGUCCGCAGAUACAGAGGACACCCCUCGAGAGAAGCGAAGCCGCCAGGGGAAGAAAACCCGAAAGGGUAGCAACUCGAUUGGUAAAAGGAAACACAGCAAAAGGGAGAAGCUGAAGAGGGAGAAAAAAAAAAAGUCGAAAAAAAGCAAGUCAAAAAAGGACAAGUCCAGGAAGAAGAAAUGCAAAAAAAGCAAGUCACAAAAAAAAUCAUAUCACAGCUCGACCUACAGCCAAAGUAGAAGAAGUGGGUCCUCUGCUGUAUCGUCCGUCGAGAGCAGUAGUUCCCACAGCGAUUCCUCUAAGAUGGAAACAGGUAGGAAGCACUCUUCUGCGAACGGUUCCAAGGGGAAGGCACGUAAACGAGACGCGCGAAGGAGGAGGGAAAGGAAGGUAGACAGCGACAUGUCUGAUGAUUGCUCCUCCUCCGUGAGCUGUGAAAACUCCCCUCCAGUGGUUCGAAGCAAGCGUUGA